AUGUACCCCAACCAGAUCUACCAACUCUACCCAGAGAGACAUGGACAACCACUUCCACACACCCUGGUGAGGAAGAACUCAGUACCCGAGCUGAGUAGCCUCUAUCUCAGGCAAAUCAUGGCAGCCAGGGCCUCUUCUGUGGUUCCUCCACCUUCAUCCCAACAGAAUUACUACCAGAAGGCACCCCCACCGGACAACACAGCCCCGGCUAUGACCAGGAGCUUAUCUCCUCGUCGUCUUGAAGAUGGCUCCUCCUUAUAUAGGGCCAGCCAGCAGCAGCAUCACCUGCUUAACGGAUCAGCGUCGCAUUAUGGGAUGUCCGGGCUCACCGGUGGACAAGGGGGUUUAGAGCUGGUGUUUCUACUGCGUCUGCCUGGGAUCAAGGACACGCCAGGCCCUCCCCCUCCUCCUCCUCCCUCUCCCGCUCACAACGAGCUCAGCCGGUCGUACCGGGAAGCCAAGAUGAUCCCAGACUUCCAGCACAGCACUGGUGUCUGCAGGGCUCCAUCUCCUGCCUGCUACGGGGUCCAGCCCCCGCUUCCUGUUUACGCUGCGGCCCAGCCUCAGCCUCUCCCCUCUCGCUCCGCUUAUCACCCUCCCCUCUACAGUGCCAUCUACAGCCUCCCGUUGGACCCCCGGGUUGGUGUUGGACAGACUCCCGCCACCACCAGUCUCAUGGUGGACCCUGCUUCCCAGCAGCACGGACACAUGGACGGUUCCCUCCAACGCUACGGUUCUGUGGCAUCCCAGAGGCUUCCCUACGACCCGGGAUACGACCCCGGCUCUGCCAUGGUCCAACAACACCCUAGUGCGGCGAUGAAUAUGGAUCCCAAGAGGAUGGUGGACCCAGGGUUCCUGGCGUUCCUCAGAGCCGAGGGUCUGGCGGACAGCACCAUCAGCUUACUACUCCAGCAGGGCUUUGACUCCACCUCUAUGCUGGGGGUCAUGGAGGAUCAUGACGUCCGUUCUAUAGCCACUAAUCUGGGCCAGGCCCGAGCGCUGUCCAGCGUGGUGCUCCACUGUAAGCAGCAGCCUGGCGAGUCGGCCUUAGCCGCUCAGCAGCGCAUUAGAGGCCGCGCCAACAGCUUCGGACACACCAACAACCUCUACAUGCAAGGGAUGCAGAACAUGACCCAGGGGAUGAGCAGCAUGGCCAUGGACCCCCACACGAUGCAUCAGCAGCCCCCCACCUCCGUCCAGACCUUCAGCCCCAGGAUGGGAGAGUUCCUGGGCAGGAGACCCAACAGCGCCCCAUCUCAACACCUCCUGGAGACCACCACGUACGGAGCACCCCGAGGGACAUUCCCCGUCAGCUCCGGGGGAUACGCGUCGCCCAGGCAAGACCGCUAUCCAUGUACAACGCCCACACCGGCAUAGCCAUGUCCGCCCUGCAGCACCAGCAGCCUACUGCCCCCAACACCCCCGGAGGAACGGCCCCCAAAACCUUCUCUGGUUCUUA
This is a messenger RNA of Oncorhynchus nerka (sockeye salmon), 1459 nucleotides long. RefSeq lists its product as uncharacterized. Lineage: Eukaryota; Metazoa; Chordata; Actinopteri; Salmoniformes; Salmonidae. The coding region runs from base 1 to 1377 and encodes 458 amino acids. The transcript has 2 exons. The record is from RefSeq and is a predicted model, not a curated record.